Leptopilina boulardi is the source of this 1834-nucleotide messenger RNA. RefSeq names its product glucose-fructose oxidoreductase domain-containing protein 1. Lineage: Eukaryota; Metazoa; Arthropoda; Insecta; Hymenoptera; Figitidae. Gene Ontology annotation, molecular function: nucleotide binding. Bases 366 to 1523 code for a protein of 385 amino acids. The record is from RefSeq and is a predicted model, not a curated record. The transcript has 2 exons.
UAUUUUUUCUAAAAAUUGUCUUUGCUUUUGUGAAACAAUUCAAUUUAUAGAAACUUGUUAAAAUAAUAAUAAUGCCUAUGUGAACAAAAAGUAAUAAUGACUAAUAUAGGAUAUUUUAGAAUGUGAAAUAUUUAUAUUUAUGUAAAUAUAGAAUGAACAUGCUUUAAUUUAAAAUACGUAUUAACUUUAAGUGUUUUAAGUGAUCAAAUUUGAACAAAAUGGAAAGAAAGAUCUGUUAGUGCGGUUUAUAUAAAAAAAUUUAAUUUUACAUAUGUAAUAUGUAUAUAAUCUUCAAAAAAUAGAGGAUAAUAUCGCUUAAUUUAUCUUGAGAAUUUAUUAAUUCUGAGGAAAAUUUUACAAACACAAUGUUGCCAGGAAUUGGAGUAUUUGGUACGGGGAAUAUUGUUAAAAUUAUAAUACCAUUUCUUCGUGAAAAAGGAUUUAAAAUUGAAGCAAUAUGGGGUAGAACAAUUGCAGAAGCAUCAGAAUUGGCGACAGAUUUAGAAAUUCCAUUUCACACAAGUCGAAUUGAUGAUGUACUGUUGAGAAGGGAUGUUGAUUUAAUUUUCAUAAUGUGCUCGCCUAGUUUACAUGCACAAAUUGCAGUUAAAGCAUUGGGGAUUGGUAAACAUGUAGUUUGUGAUAAACCAGGUGGAUUGAGUCAAAGUGAAGCAUUGAAAAUGGUACGAGCUGCACAAUAUUAUCCAUCAUUAAUAAGUAUUAUAAAUCAUAGUUUAAGAUUUCUUCCUGCAUUCAUACAAAUGAAGAAAGCUUUAGAGGAUGGAUUUCUUGGAGGUUUAGCAACUGUAAUUGAUAUCAGAGUUCAAAUGGGCAGUUUAUUGCAUGACGGCUAUGAUUGGUUGUGCGAUGAUACAAUGGGAGGUGGAAUUUUGGCUCUUGUUGGAAGUCACGUGAUAGAUUUGGUGCAUCAUUUAAUUGGUCAACGUGCUGUUCGAGUACACGCAGUAAUUCGCACAUUCACCCAAACGACAAAAUCUAUAUCAGGAAUACGUCACGUGACUGCACCGGAUUUUUGUACCUUUCAAAUGGAAUUAAAUGGUGGAACACUUGUAACGGCAACUCUCAGUAAUCAUCUUCAGGGUCAAUUGUCACAGGAGAUAUUAGUUUGUGGACCUGGUGGUCAUCUUGUUGUACGUGGAGGCGAUUUACAUGGAUGUAGAGAUGAUCAGGAGGAUGUUUUAUAUUUAGAUGUGGAAAAUCUUCAGGAUUCAUGUUCUUCUGUAGCGGAUUUCAUUCCUCGUCCCUAUAUUAAGGGUUUGAGAAAAAUGAUUGGUGCAUUGAGAGAGGCCUUUUUGCCUGUCGAAGAUAAACGUGGAUGGAUUAAAGAACCUGUUUCUUCAGCUGCAACAUUUGAGGAUGGUCUUUAUGUUCAAGCCGUUAUCGAUGCAUUACGACAAAGUAAUAAACGACGAGAGUGGACUAAAGUUUGCAUUCUAACGGAAGAACCCGAUCCAAAUCCACUUUUAAGUGCUGCCGUUAGAGCGACGGCAAUUUCAAUUUAAUUUAUAUAAGUAUAUUAGUUAAACCUUGGUGAAAUUGAUUUAAGCUACGUAAUAUUUAUUUAAUGGAAAGUUGUGGAAAAAUUUUAGGGAUCUGAAAUGUUAAAUUUUAGACGUUACAUACGUGAUAUAAAAACACAAAAAUUUUAUUGUUUUUAUCAUUAAGAAUUUUACAUUUUAGCUGUGCUGAUUAAUAUUUCUAACAAUUUACUAAACAAAAAAAAAAAUUGAAAAAAAUUAUUCAGAACCCUAAUAACAAAAAUGUCGACUUUAAAUUUCGAGAAUUCAAUACUCACACAAUACUCUAAAAAUAA